This is a messenger RNA of Brassica napus (rape), 1199 nucleotides long. RefSeq lists its product as uncharacterized. NCBI's taxonomy places the organism in Eukaryota, Viridiplantae, Streptophyta, Magnoliopsida, Brassicales, Brassicaceae. The record is from RefSeq and is a predicted model, not a curated record. The transcript has 3 exons. Bases 243 to 1043 code for a protein of 266 amino acids.
CAUUCAAAAAGACACCGAAGGUUGAGCUGUAGGCAGUAAAAAGAGACGACACUGGACAGCUCUAUCGUACCGGGUUCUUACCACGGUAAGCAAUUAUUUUAACAGUGGUUAAAAUGUUUAAAAAGGUAACAUUAAGCAAGCGAUGACCAGUCAAAGAGCCCCCCUCCUAUAUCAAACAACAAAAUCAUAAUCCAUUUUCAGAGAGAGUAAAUACAGAGAAAGAAGAAGAAGAAGAGAGAGAGAUGGCAGCAUGCAUUGACUUGUCGAGGAUUCCCCACAUCCCUGGGAGGUUGCACGCGACCAACAACCCUUACCAGAGGUACGGUCCAAAGGGUUUCAUAGAAACCAAGAUCCUCCCCAACGACGACCUCUACGUCCGCGUCGACCUCCCAGGCGUUCCUGACGACGCCAUCCGCCUCAGAGUCGACGCCGUGAGACAAAAGGUUGUCUUUUUCUCCGGCGAGGAAGUUCUCGGCGCCGGAGACAACGCCCACGACGUUCGCGAGUACUCUGGAACCGCCGGUCUGGGCUGCGACUGCUGCGAGAUCACCGGCGUCGAUGCCAAGAUGAAAGAUGGAGUCUUGAGGAUGAUUCUCACUAGGGUCAAAGUCAAAGACCAUCAUGACAACAACAACAACAAGUGUACUCACUUUCUCCCUCCUAACGCAGGCAAAUCUGGGAGAUACGAUGUGAACUCACUUGUCAUGGUUGAAGUGGAGGAACAUCCCUAUGUGGUGAAAGGUCGCAAGGACACGUUGGCUACCAACCGAACAUCUGAUGGAUGUUUUCGCUUCUCGGUGGACAUGCCUGGUGUCUGCAGCGACGACGUCUUCGUGAUUCCCAACCAGAACGAGAUCAAGUUCUACGGUGAGAACAAGGAGGUGUAUGAGCAUGACGAGAGCUGCCGUAUUUUCCUUGGAGCCAUCAGCAAUCGUCAGUGUUGUUCCUUUGGGAUUCCGCUUCUGAGCCACGACAUCGCUUGGGAUGCAGAGUUUGGUGUUCUCAAAGUGCGUGUCUCACCACCUCCUCGCAACCGCAAUUGAGUAAUCAUCACUCUUAUCUACUACGUUUUCAUUUCACUGUUUUAGCAGUGUGUGUGUGUUUUAAGUUGAGACAAUUGUUAUGUGUGUGUCCUCCUCCUGCUUUUGUGUUUGUUAUUGGAAUCUUGUGACCAGUCAUGUUCAUUGCUUUCACAAUCU